GCUGUUGGCUCCUGGAUAGGUGGAAUCCCAGUCCAGAUAGGACAAACAUGUCAAAUUUUCUCUCUGCAUUUCUGUAAUUCUAAGCAAAUUAACCACUUCUUCUGUGAUAUACCCCCCAUCCUCAAGUUAGCCUGUGGAGACCUCUCUGAACAUGAGAUGUCAGUCUAUGUGGUAGUUACAUUGUUUGCCACAUUUCCUUUCAUGUUGAUACUUGUCUCUUACAGCAAAAUCAUUUCCACCAUUCUGAGGUUGCCCACAGCCAGGGGACGGGCCAAAGCUUUCUCUACAUGCUCUUCCCACCUGCUGGUUGUGUUUUCAUUCUUUGGAUCAGCUUCCAUUACCUACUUAAGGCCCAAAUCCAUUCAUUCUGCAGGAACUGACAAACUGCUCUCUCUUUUCUACACCAUAAUGACUCCAAUGUUUAAUCCCCUGAUUUACAGUCUUAGGAACAAGGAUGUGAUCACAGCACUGAGAAAACUAUUACUUAGAAAAAUGGCGUGA
Molecule: messenger RNA, 501 nt
Organism: Suricata suricatta (meerkat)
Lineage: Eukaryota; Metazoa; Chordata; Mammalia; Carnivora; Herpestidae
Product: olfactory receptor 10AG1-like
Exons: 1
Biological process (GO): G protein-coupled receptor signaling pathway
Cellular component (GO): membrane
Molecular function (GO): olfactory receptor activity
Source: RefSeq, a predicted model, not a curated record